GUAAUGAAUUGGAGCAUGCGAUUCAUGAGGAAUCAUUGCUUUUCGUGUUAUAAAAUGUAGUGUAGUUGCCGGUCGAGAGAAACAGCAUUCUCUAGACAGAGUCCUUCAAUAGAAUCAUCAUUCAGAACGCAGCCUCUAGCCUUUGUACUUGCUCAUUCAAAUCAGAGAAGCUCAUAAAUCCCUUUUUUAUAAUCGAAAACAGCCAAAAACCCCUACAAGAUGGCUACUACGCUCGCUGCUGGACUCCAAGAGACCGCACAGGCUGUCGGGUCGCAAAUGCCCGAAGCUGUCAAGGCCGUUAUCUUUGAGGCCAAAACCAACGUCGAGAAAACGUUUGACGUCAAAUCCACAAUCCAGCCUGGCGAAAAGCUGCCCGAUUUCAUCCUCUCUGAUGCCCGCGGCGUGCCAGUCAGCAGCAUUGACCUCCUGGCCAAGGGUCCUCUUCUCAUCAUGUUCUACCGCGGCGGCUGGUGUCCCUUUUGCAACCUCACCCUGAGGGCCUACCAGCAGCGCCUGAAGGAUUUCGAGGCUCGCGGUGUAACAUUUGUUGCGAUUACGCCGGAGCAGCCUGAUGCUUCGCUCACCACUGCGGAGAAGAAUGAGCUUGCGUUUCCGGUUCUGACUGAUGAUGGACUCGAGCUUGCGCGAAAGCUACACAUUGUCUGGAAACAGUCGGACGACCUGGUUGACACUUUGAACAAGGUUGGUGCGGACCUGGAGAAGCGUCACGGCAAUGAUUCACAUGACAUGGUGAUUCCGACGACGAUUCUGGUUGACGAGAAGGGCGUGGUGAGGAACAUUUUCGCAGAGGCGGAUUGGAUGCAGAGACUCGAGCCGCAAGAGGCUGUCAACUGGGUGAAUGCGCUGUAAAGAUGGAAUUAUGUUUGUUGAGCAUAUUAGACAGCGUCUAGACAGGGGUCGUGUUUCGCAUCGAUAUAGACGAUGCGGAGUAUGGAAAUAGAACGACACAACAGAGAAAUAGU
Molecule: messenger RNA, 983 nt
Organism: Trichoderma harzianum CBS 226.95
Lineage: Eukaryota; Fungi; Ascomycota; Sordariomycetes; Hypocreales; Hypocreaceae
Exons: 1
Coding region: 220-870 (216 amino acids)
Biological process (GO): cell redox homeostasis; cellular response to oxidative stress
Cellular component (GO): cytoplasm
Molecular function (GO): thioredoxin peroxidase activity
Source: RefSeq, a predicted model, not a curated record